AUGCUCAACGAAUUGAACGAAACAGGGAAGAGAAUAGGACUACGAAUAAACAGAAAGAAGACACAGUUCAUGAAGAACGCUCACUGCGAGGACGGAGGUGUACAACUUGAAGGCUCCCAAAUCGUGGAAACGCCGUCAUACGUAUACCUCGGACGUUCUAUGAACAUGGAAAACGACUUGAAGGAAGAACUGAAUAGAAGAAUGAGAGCAGCAUGGGCAGCAUUCGCAGCCGUCAGGGAAGCUACGGACUAA
Necator americanus (New World hookworm) is the source of this 252-nucleotide messenger RNA. RefSeq lists its product as uncharacterized. The transcript has a single exon. NCBI's taxonomy places the organism in Eukaryota, Metazoa, Nematoda, Chromadorea, Rhabditida, Ancylostomatidae. The coding region runs from base 1 to 252 and encodes 83 amino acids. The record is from RefSeq and is a predicted model, not a curated record.